Messenger RNA from Sphaerodactylus townsendi, 1131 nucleotides. RefSeq names its product proline rich 18 (gene PRR18). Bases 173 to 904 code for a protein of 243 amino acids. The transcript has a single exon. NCBI's taxonomy places the organism in Eukaryota, Metazoa, Chordata, Lepidosauria, Squamata, Sphaerodactylidae. The record is from RefSeq and is a predicted model, not a curated record.
GCCGCCGCGUGCCUCGUUCAUCCUCGGGGUCCGGGCUGUGGCCGCAGCACCGCCGAGGCGAGCUGCUCAUCGCAAUUCUGGGGCGGAGGGGUCGAGCCGCCUUUCCCUGCGGCGAGGCAAAGAUGUCGGGCUGAACUGCGGAAGGUAGAAGGGGGCUGCCUCCGGCCGCGCCAUGUCCCUGCCUCCUAUCGCACCACCAGCUGCUCCUGCCGCCCCCCGCUCGCAACCUCGCAAGCAGCAACAGAGCAAGGCUCCGGCAGCAGCUGCGGCCUCGGCUCCCGCCAAGCCGCCUCGGAAAAGUGGCGGGGUGCCCUCGGGGAGUGGCGGCGGUUUCUCCAGUUCCUGGCCCAGCGCUUCUCUGCAGAAGCAGCUGCCGCGCAGCAGAGCCGCCCAAGCCAGCAGAAACUUCGCGUCGUCUCAUGCAGCGGCAGCCCCGGGGCUCCCUCCGUCGCCCGCCUGGGGACGCUCGGUCUGGACGCUGCCGAGCUCCGGCGAGAGCCUUGGCGCUGCGCAAGCGGGGCGCGGAGAGAAGGCGCUGCGCUUCUCGCUCAGCCUCCCCCCAGAGGCAAUCCGGGUGCUGCAGCGCCGGAGCCUGGAGAAGCAGCGGCGACAACCCGUGCGGAACCCCGGACGCGCCUCCCCCGAUGCCGCCAAGCAUCUACUGGCGGCCGGCUCCAGCGCCGGCGGGGACUGGCGCACCCUGCUCCAGGUCUCGCUGUUGAACGAGCGCCACCGGUACGACGACGUGGAGUAUGAGGAAGAGACGGGGGACGCCUCCGGGGCCUGCAAGGUGGACGAGAGACUGGUACGCAAGUGCACCGAGUGGCUCCGGGGCGUCGAGAGCGCCGCUGCCCGGGACCAGGGCGACAGGCUGGACACCCUGCCUCAUUUGAGUACCCUCUGAAGGUCUCGCCGGUGGUCCCUGGUCCUUCCUCAGCCCCUGACACAAGGAACAGACCAGCCCGUGGGAGUGGAGAGAGAAUCCCCUUCGCUCUCCCUCUGUCGCUCAUGGAAGACUUUCUGGCCAUCAUCACCUGUUGACCAUAGGCGGAUUUGUUUUUCCUUCACUUAGUUUUUGUCUAGUGUUUAUAUGCUUUCCCCCCGUAAAUAAAUAAAUAACAUUGAACCCUG